AGUGAUGCGGUCUGACUGGGGGAGGCACCACACUGGAGGGAGCGGAGGGCACUGCACCAUCAACAUGACCUGUCUCCUCAUCACAGGGAUGUUUCUCACUCUGUGUUUGGCUCCAACUGCUUUAUCGAGCCUGCAUCCAGAGUGUGAGUUCAUAUUCCAGCUGGAGAGAGAGGAGCGUCACUGCCUUCAAUUCGUUGCAGCGCAGGUCAACAGGAGCCAGGAAGGUUGUCGUCCAUUCUGGGAUGCAGUCGUCUGCUGGCCUCACGCAGUCAUUGGAGACACGGUCCACAGAGGUUGUCCUGCUGUCUUCUCCCUCUUCGGAAACAACACAGGUUCAGUGAGUCGUAACUGCACCAGUCGAGGUUGGUCCGGGCCCUUCCCACCAUACCACGUCGCCUGCAGCGUAGAUGAUGACUUGCCUGAGACUGAGGAGUCAUACUUUGCCACUGUGAAGCUGAUCUACACCGUCGGCUACAGCGUUUCCCUCGUGGUGCUGACUGUGGCCGUGUUGAUCCUGUUGCUCUUCAGGAGGCUUCGCUGUGCCAGGAACCUCAUUCACAUCCAGCUUUUUAUUACCUUUAUCCUUAAAUCUGCGGGGGUGUUCAUAAAGGAUGCUACACUAUUCUCAAGUGAUGACAUCAACCACUGCACUCUUUCCACAUUCGCCUGUAAGGCCUCUGUGGUCUUCUGUCACUACUGUGUAAUGGCAAAUUUUUUCUGGCUCCUGGUGGAGGCGCUCUACCUAAACUCCCUGCUGCUCUCCUCCUUCUAUCAAAGCCGGCGCUGCCUGUGGGGCUUCGGCCUGCUGGGAUGGGGCGUACCUCUGCUCUUCAACCUCCUGUGGAUUGGAUCCAGGCUGUAUUUCGAGGACACAGAAUGUUGGGACAUCAAUGAGGAGUCGCCCUAUUGGUGGAUCAUCAAGGGACCAAUUGUUGUGUCUAUAGCGGUCAAUUUUAUGCUCUUCAUGAACAUCAUCCGAAUCCUGAUACAGAAGCUGAAUCCUCGGCUGAUCCAGUUCAACAACUCCACUCAGUACAGACGCCUGACUAAGUCCACCCUCCUCCUCAUCCCUUUGUUCGGGACUCACUACAUGUUCUUCAAUUUUCUGCCUGACUACUUCAGUAUUAACCUGCGGCUCUGUAUCGAGCUCUGCAUGGGAUCCUUCCAGGGGCUGCUUGUAGCGAUUCUCUAUUGCUUUCUCAACAAAGAGGUCCAGAAAGAGGUGCACAUGCAGUGGCUGAGGUGGCGGAGGAGCUACGGGGUGGUGUCGCCUGCUGCAAAGGGCAGCCAGAUGGACACGCCCUUCUAGAAGACUUCACCCUCCGCCUGUCGGAUCUUACUGUACCAUCACAGAAGAUUGCUUCUGUACAUAUGGUCUCACAUCUCUCACUGGAUCUACAGUUCUCACAACACCAGGGGUAGUCAGCCAUGCACCAUUGAAUCCUGGGAGUCUGUAAGUUUUCAUUCCAAACUCCGACAGACUGUUUCACUGGCUGCACUCCCUCUGCCAGGACAAGAAUUUUGAGGUGAACCUCCCGAUGGAGAAUGAUGCUGAGAUCCUUAGGUCAUAGAAACAAGAAAUCUCUCACAAUGUGAUACAAUAAACAAUCAUGUACCGAAAAAUAUGAAUAAUAAAUAAAUCAACACACUAAACAAGUUAAAUAAGAGAGGUAAAUGUUUUUUAAGAAGUACUUGAUGUGAAAAUGCUGCUCAUCCACCUGCAUUUCAUUUCUUUCUGGGUAGUUGAUUAGGUUUAAUGGUCCAGUGCCUCUCGAGACUAGAAGAGAAAAUCUAUUCAAACCUAAAUGCACAAGGUGUAAAAACACUUUUUGAAAGGCAAAAGUUGAAUCGAAUGUCGUCCAUUAGGCAACAGCUGAAAUUAUCCUGCUCAGACAAUAUUCAUGAGGUGGGAAGACACUAAUUAUUGCACAUUCAACAUUAUAAGAAAGCUCCUGCCGUGCAUUUCCCAAACGGCACGGCGGCGACAAAUUUAGAAAUAUCAUCAGAUUUCCUCGGAGGCCUCAGGUCAAAUGAAAGAAUGAGCAUUUCGCUGAGCUGGAACAACUAGAAGUGAAAUGACUGAUUGGAAAUGUUUGUUUUUUUUCACUGGAUUUGGACACAAUGACACACUAUCUUGUCUCAUUUGCAUAUCAAUGCCACUAUGUUGAUGCUCAAAUAAUCAACAGUACAAUUCAUUUCCAUUAUCACAGAUGCUUGAGGUUGUCUGAACAUAUCUUUCCUUCUGGGGAUUUCAAGAUACCUCUUGUUUACAAAUGCAUAUGUCUCCACCCAGUAUUACAUUUACAAAACAUGGGAAGAAAGAGAAGACAAACUAAAAGGAAGAAAUAAAAAAAUCAGAAGCCAUUCUAAUGAACUUACGCUUACAGAACUAUUACAUAUGUAUGAAUUGUCUCGAUAAAGAGCUUUUUUUCCCCUCUUCUCCCAGAGCUUCUCCAGAUAACUGGUUAAUUUAUAAGUUUCAUACGUAAACAGCCAACUCAAUCUUUGCACCUCAUCCACUCUCACUAAAUCAAUAAUCAAACAAUCUUUUUUUAUCUUACAGAACGGAGCGUUACGCACUUCAUAAUGAACAUGAAUGUGACAUCUGAGUAGACCGCUUCUUAUUAGGCUGUAACUAAGUGAUACAAGUGACUCAAAUUAAUUAAAAUAUGGAUUUCUAUGAAAACUUGUUCAGCACAUACAGAAAUGAACUGAAAGUAUGUUUACACUUUACAGUGAUAUUUGCUCUAUGAUUUUAUUUAUUUAUUUAUUUAUUCAUUCAUUCACAGUGAGGCUCAAGGUGAUGCUGAAAGGCCUCUAUUGACAGUGGUGUUGUGUGCAGCCCUAAUAAUAAAUACAUGUGUUUGUUUGUUUGUUUGGAAUGAAAACCUGCUUUCUGUUGAGCUUCGAUGAUACACUGUUGAAACCACGUCACUGUCUACACUUAAAAGGUUAAAUCCGAUGCAGCGUGUUGUGUUCUGUUAUGUCAUGUGGUCAACUCCAGUCAUUUAAAAUAUCAUAUGAAAUCUAAGCAUCCCCACUGGCCUCUCACAUUCAGCACAGGACUGAAAAGAAUAUAUUUAACGUACAUUAAAAAGUAUAACUGCAGGACCUUUUAACCUCCUUCAGUCAGUUUGUCUGAGUUUGUGCAGGUUUGUCACUGAAAUAAAGAGUUUAAAUACGUCCUGCACCAGUAAAAGUCACACAGUUACACAAACAAACCAACCAAUGGAGGUAGCAGCGGGUCACGUGUGCUGCAGGUAAAAUUACAGUUUUUGUCUGGAGCUUUGAACACAGGGACAUAAUGACUGUUUCUAGCUAAAGAUCUAAGCUCAGUCUCUUCAGGAAUUCUAUCUCAUGUUGUCAGACACUUUUGAGCUCGGAAGGGGCAAAAACAAGCACUUUAGUGGACGUGCUUCGACGUUGACGAAAACGGUUUUUCAAAUGCAAAGUUCUUUGUCCAAAAAACACGGGAAUAUAAGGCCCGGGUUCAGAAAUCCUGUAGUGAAACGUAAAUACAAGAAUACACCUUAUAGCAUGUUGUACAGUGCUUUGAACUGCAUGGUAAUACAAAUAAUGAUAUGUUAAACCUUAUGGUAGAUCUCCUUUUGUGAGAUAAUCUGAUUAGCAUUUGUAUAUUUUGUAUGUGUUCUAACUUCAUCAAGAAUAAAGUUUAUACACAUUUCUGUACCAUCCACAGUCAUCUUGUUAAAUGACGUCUCUUUUAUGUAGAUGAAGCAUUUGCCUUAAACUGAAUGUUUAACCUAGUUGCUGCCAGACUGUUGUUUUACGGUCACCUUUUCUCUCUUGGGAAGUUUGGAUGUUGCUGCUUUUCUUGUGCCUCUUCCUGUGAUGUUUUAAUGCCGUGUUGGAAAAAUAACCCGUUUCCCACUAUGGCUCUCGACAGCUGCAGCGUCACCUGAAUGUUGACCCAGCGGUGAAA
Hippoglossus stenolepis (Pacific halibut) is the source of this 3943-nucleotide messenger RNA. RefSeq names its product growth hormone releasing hormone receptor, like (gene ghrhrl). Gene Ontology annotation, molecular function: peptide hormone binding; G protein-coupled peptide receptor activity; growth hormone-releasing hormone receptor activity. Gene Ontology annotation, cellular component: plasma membrane. The record is from RefSeq and is a predicted model, not a curated record. NCBI's taxonomy places the organism in Eukaryota, Metazoa, Chordata, Actinopteri, Pleuronectiformes, Pleuronectidae. Gene Ontology annotation, biological process: cell surface receptor signaling pathway; adenylate cyclase-activating G protein-coupled receptor signaling pathway; positive regulation of cell population proliferation.